AUGAACUUCACGGUGGGAUUCAAGCCACUGCUGGGAGAUGCACACAACAUGGACAGCCUGGAGAAGCAGCUCAUCUGCCCCAUCUGCCUGGAGAUGUUCUCCAAGCCCGUGGUGAUCUUGCCCUGCCAACACAACCUGUGCCGCAAGUGUGCCAACGACGUCUUCCAGGCCUCUAACCCUCUGUGGCAAUCCCGGGGCUCCACAACGGUGUCGUCGGGAGGACGUUUCCGCUGCCCAUCUUGCAGGCACGAGGUUGUCCUGGACAGGCAUGGUGUCUACGGCCUGCAGCGGAACCUGCUAGUGGAGAACAUCAUUGACAUCUACAAACAGGAGUCCUCCCGGCCGCUGCACUCCAAGGCUGAACAGCACCUCAUGUGUGAGGAACAUGAGGACGAGAAGAUCAACAUCUACUGCCUGAGCUGUGAGGUGCCCACCUGCUCUCUCUGCAAGGUCUUUGGCGCCCACAAGGACUGUGAGGUGGCCCCUCUGCCCACCAUUUACAAGCGUCAGAAGAGUGAGCUGAGCGACGGCAUCGCGAUGCUGGUGGCAGGCAAUGACCGUGUGCAGGCAGUGAUCACGCAGAUGGAGGAGGUGUGCCAGACCAUUGAGGACAACAGCCGCAGGCAGAAACAACUGUUAAACCAGAGGUUCGAGACUCUAUGCGCGGUUUUGGAGGAGCGCAAGGGCGAGCUGCUUCAGGCGCUGGCCCGGGAGCAGGAGGAGAAGCUACAGCGCGUGCGGGGCCUCAUCCGUCAGUAUGGAGACCACCUGGAGGCCUCCUCGAAGCUGGUGGAGUCGGCCAUCCAGUCCAUGGAGGAGCCGCAGAUGGCUCUCUACCUCCAGCAGGCCAAGGAGCUGAUCAACAAGGUCGGGGCAAUGUCGAAGGUGGAGCUGGCCGGCCGGCCGGAGCCGGGCUACGAGAGCAUGGAGCAGUUCUCCGUGAGCGUGGAGCACGUGGCCGAGAUGUUGCGGACCAUCGACUUCCAGCCGGGCGACGCUGGGGAGGAGGAGGAUGACGAGGUGGCUUUGGACGGGGAAGAGGGCAACGCGGGGCUGGAGGAGGAGCGGCUGGACGGGCCAGAAGGUGAGAGUUGGACGAAGGUUUUGGAGUGA
Molecule: messenger RNA, 1113 nt
Organism: Apodemus sylvaticus (European woodmouse)
Lineage: Eukaryota; Metazoa; Chordata; Mammalia; Rodentia; Muridae
Gene: Trim54
Product: tripartite motif containing 54
Exons: 8
Coding region: 1-1113 (370 amino acids)
Molecular function (GO): zinc ion binding
Source: RefSeq, a predicted model, not a curated record